AUGCCUCCUGGAGAGUGUACUAUAACUCUUCAGGACAUUGCUAUUCAAAUAGGGCUUCGUAUAGAUGGAAAGGCAGUCAUUGCAGCUGUAGGAGGUAAUAAGGCACAAAUUGUGGAGGACUUGCUUGGUAUUAGGCCACCUGAUGAUGCAUUUAUGGGGAGCAGUUUGAAGUUGAGUUGGUUGGACCAACACUUUAUACAUGUUGCAAUGCAUAAUCAUAAUGAACUUCAGCUGACUCGCUUUGCUAGAGCUUAUAUUCUGAGGUUAAUAGGUGGUUUCAUGUUGGCUGAUCAUUCCUCUAGUAGGGUCCCAGUUAGGUACCUUCCAUUGCUUGAGGAUUUUACUAUCAAAGGAGAGUAUAGUUGGGGAGCUGCAACAUUGGCAUUUCUAUACCGAGAGAUUAACCCCACCCUACUACUUAUGAUGUGGGCAUGGGAUAGGUUUCCAUUUUUACAACCUAAUAAUUCUAUCCACACACGACUAGAUCUUCCUUAUGAUGCACUGUGGUUAGUGAGUCAGAGUUAUAGUAGAGGAAAAAGAGAUCUCGCUUACUACAGAUAUAAGUUUGAUCAUUUGAAAUGUGAUGAGAUUGUAUGGCAACCGUAUAGUAUGGAGUUGAUGAAUUCUUUGCCUGCCAUAUGCACUGAAGCAUCGAAUAUUUGGAGGUCAGUUGUGCCACUUAUAUGUUUUCAAAUUUUUGAGUGCCACCAGCCUGACUGUGUAAUGCAACAAUUUAGGAUGGUUCAACAUAUUCCUCGUGCUCCAUACCAACCUGACCAGCUACAUGACAUUACUUUAAGAAGGAAGACUGGUGAGAAUUGGUUGGCUAAGUUCAAAGGCAUAGUGGAGCUAUGGGACAUGCAUCAGGCCUGGGUAAUGACUAAUGAUCCUCAGAUUGGGUUGUUAAGUUCUAACUCUAAAUAUAUGCGAUGGUACAUUACUCACACCCGACGAUGGAUGACUAGGGAUGCAGCUAUAUUUGCAUUAUUUGGAGAUGCUCAUGAAAGAGCAUAUUACUUGUGUAAUGAUGGUAAAGACUCAUUUUCAUUUGAGAAGAUGAAUGAGUUAUCUGAUCCGGCCAUUGACAUUGGUCAACUUGCAGACCGUAAGGAAGGAAAAGAUUUGCAAUGCCGUCGAACAGAAGUGAAGGAGGCAAAGUGGUCACUUCCCUCUUUGCCAGAACGCAGAGACGACAUCUAUUAUAUCCCACCACAGUUUUCCUUCAACCCUUCCCAGGCCAUGAGGUCAUCGAGUGGGCAGGGAUGGGAAACAUCAUCAAUGCAAGUAGGUUCGGACCAUGGUAUUGAUCUUAAUGCAGAUUUUAUUGUUGCUGCUGAUGCAGACGUACAAGAUGUGCGUCGGAACCCUCAUCGUGAAGCACGAGAUCGUCGUCGAUAG
Abrus precatorius (Indian licorice) is the source of this 1398-nucleotide messenger RNA. RefSeq names its product serine/threonine-protein phosphatase 7 long form homolog. Lineage: Eukaryota; Viridiplantae; Streptophyta; Magnoliopsida; Fabales; Fabaceae. Gene Ontology annotation, biological process: meristem development; meristem maintenance. Bases 1 to 1398 code for a protein of 465 amino acids. The record is from RefSeq and is a predicted model, not a curated record. The transcript is spliced from 8 exons.